GCACCGAGUCCCUGGAGAGGCUCAAUCUGCGCCCUGGCCCGGGACCCCGCUGCGCCCAGCUGCAGUUACCGGCAGAGGCGGGCCGCCGCGGGAGGGGACGGAGCGGCCGACGGACCGCGAUGCAGUGAGGGAGGAGGUGGCCGGGCUGGCCAUGGCUUCCCCUUUCCCAGCCGGCAACAGCGGCGGGGAGCCGAGCUCCGGGGAGGAGUCGGCCGGGCCGGAGGAGGAGGCCCGGGCGCUGGCUGAGCAGUUCGAGCGGGCGGCCGAGCGACUGCCGGGGCUGAUGCAGGUGGCCAGCAGGGAGCAGCUCCUCUACCUGUACGCCAGGUACAAGCAGGUCAAAUUUGGAAACUGUAACACUCCCAAGCCCAGCUUCUUUGAUUUUGAAGGAAAGCAGAAAUGGGAAGCGUGGAAAGCGCUGAAAGAUUCAAGUCCCCACCAGGCUAUGCAAGAAUACAUUGCCACAGUGAAGAAACUGGAUCCCAGUUGGAAUCCUCAGACACCAGAGAAAAGCAGAAAGGAAGGAAAAACUGGGUUUGGAGGCCCAGUUGUCAGCUCGCUGUAUCAGGAAGAAACCAUCAGAGAGGAAGACAAGAACAUAUUUGAUUACUGCAGAGAAAACAACAUUGACCAUGUAUCCAAAGCCAUACAAUCAAAAAAAGUGGACGUGAAUAUGAAAGAUGAAGAGGGCCGGGCUUUGCUUCACUGGGCAUGUGAUCGAGGACACAAGGAGCUCGUCUCAGUACUGCUACAGCAUGCGGCCAAUAUUAACAUCCAGGAUGACGAAGGCCAGACAGCACUGCAUUAUGCCUCCGCCUGUGAGUUUUUUGACAUUGUGGAGCUGCUGCUGAAGUCUGGAGCUGACCCCACCCUCUUGGACCAAGAAGGCUGCCUGCCUGAAGAGGUGACAGACUGUAAAGCAAUCACUUCCAUGCUGCAGCAGCACACAGUUGGCAAAACCUAACCAGAAGGAUUGCAUCAGCGCGGGGCUUCAAGAAUGGACAGAAACGGCAAUAAUCCUCCCCCAACCCUCUUUAAUAUGCAUUGUUUUUUGAGAGCUGGGCAUGACGUUUGGGCGGGCUGGGUUCCUGGCAAAUCUACCAGCAUAAGUCUUUGGAAGGAGAGAUAUGGGAAGGAGUAUACAUUGCAUAAUAGGAUCCAUUUUUGCAUGCUCUGGAAUUUAUUACUGCUCUGGGUGGGUUGGGAGACUCAGACAAUGCUAGUAAGAGGUGAGAAGUGAACAAUCAGCAUGGAAGAUUCAGAUGUGACCAGAUGAGAUCUGUGGAAAUCAGGUGUGGUACCAUUGAGGAAAGCUGAGUUGUAUUUCCCUUGGCCCAGACAAAUACUAUAAAUAAAAGAAAGAGCACAAGGUCA
This is a messenger RNA of Gopherus evgoodei (Goodes thornscrub tortoise), 1374 nucleotides long. It is a transcript of the gene ACBD6, whose product is annotated as acyl-CoA binding domain containing 6. The record is from RefSeq and is a predicted model, not a curated record. Gene Ontology annotation, molecular function: fatty-acyl-CoA binding; protein binding. The transcript has 8 exons. The coding region runs from base 152 to 964 and encodes 270 amino acids. NCBI's taxonomy places the organism in Eukaryota, Metazoa, Chordata, Testudines, Testudinidae.